Messenger RNA from Entrophospora sp. SA101, 1917 nucleotides. The record is from the annotation of a GenBank genome assembly. NCBI's taxonomy places the organism in Eukaryota, Fungi, Glomeromycota, Glomeromycetes, Entrophosporales, Entrophosporaceae.
AUGUCGUUAUCAAUAAAAAAAAGACAGCGGUUUCAACACGAAUAUCCAAUUGAAAAGUUAUCAUACGAGAUUCACUCUUGUUCUUCUUAUUCGACGUCAUAUCAUCCAAAAAACAUUAUGGAAAAUAAACCUUCUGAACAAACUUCCAGAUGGUCAUGUUAUAAUAAUGGUAGACAAACUCAAUAUGUCCUAUUAAAACUAGACAAAAUGGCCAUUUAUUGGGAAAAUAUUUUAAAGCAUGUGUGUAAUCUUAAGCAAUUUAAAGUGUAUGGAGGACUUGCACCAAAUAACAUGAUAGAGAUUCUUCAUAAUGGUUUACAAAAUAAUCCUCAUGCUGAAACAUUUCAACUUAAAUAUUGUACAAAUAAUGUAGUAACAUAUGCAACAAAUCAUAGUUUUAGUAUAUGGUAUGUUGAAUUAAAAGGUGUUCAAGAUCAAGAAAUUGUUCAAAAAGCAUACUAUGACUACUUAGCUCAUUUUAGACAAAAAAAUUAUUUGAACGCUUUUGAUGCUUUACAAUCACGUACACAUAUAUUAUUGGAAGAUCCAGUUCUGACUGAUCUAUAUACUCAAUUAGUAAUAAAUGGUGAUUUCCAAUUAUCAGAAGAGAUUAUAUGUGAAGCUGUUACAAAUGGCUUGUUUGAAGAUUAUCUUCAUGAUAAAGUUCCAUGUAUGAGAGGUGGACAUCAAAUGUGUAUAGAUGCAGAGGCUGGGGACAUUUAUUUGCUUGGAGGUUGGAAUGGAACCACAAAUUUAUCAGAUUUCUGGGUUUACAAUAUUAAUAAGAAUUCAUGGUCACUAAUAAGUGGACCAGAACCAAGAUCAAAUCAUAAAAUGUGUUUUGAUCCAAAAUACAAGAAAAUUUAUGUGUAUGGAAAAUUUAUUAGUCAUGAGAUGAGAUCAAUUUCCGAAGGUGGACCCCAAUUAACAUACGAUAACCAAAUGUGUAUAGAUUAUGAAAACCAAAUAUUAUAUAUAUUUGGUGGAAAAAUAAUAAAUAAAGACACAGAUAAAUUUAACUUUAGCGGCUUAUAUUCAUACAACAUACCAACAAAUGAAUGGAAAUUAAUUAGAUCUGAAUAUAAAUUACCAAAUGAUCAAGCUCAACUUAGGAUAAGAGUUGGUAUCUCGAUGUUAUUUGAUCCAGAUGAAAAUUUAUUAUAUAUAAUUGGAGGGGGAGAUUGUGACAACAUGUUUUUAAGUGCAGAUUCAGUAUAUGAAUUGUCAACUGAAUAUAUGACAAGAUGUGACCAAGAUUUGAUUUUUAUUCAUCGUAUAAAUAUUGAUUUAGAAACAAAAGAAAUUUAUGUCUUAGUUGGACUAAGAGAGAAGAGAGACAAGAGAUCAUAUGUAAUCAAGAACGCCUUUUGGGUUUAUGAUUUAUUAAAAGACAGAUGGACGAAAAUAUAUCAGAGUGAAAUCCAUGAUUCAUAUUAUUGGUUAAGUAAUGAAACUGUCGAGCCUAGGCCAAGACUUGCACAUCAAUUCAUCUACGAUAAUCUAAAUAAAGUUCAUUAUUUGUUUGGCGGUAGAUUUGUUGAAACUGAAGCUUCAAUGAAACAAAGAUUAGAUGAUUUUUGGGAAUUUCAUUUAAUAAGACCAAAACCAGAGAAUUUACUAAGAGGAAUUAAAUAUUUUAUACGAAAACAAAAGUACAAAGAGUUAUGUUUUGAGGGUAAUUCCAUAGCAGCAUUAAAAUAUCUUCAGGUUCAAUUAGGCCAAUUAGUGGAUCAAGAAAAUGAAUCAGAACGUGUUGAAUUCCAAGCUUUAACAUCUGGAUUAUUUAACAUAAAAAGAGAUGAAAUAUAUAAUUCAUUUAAUGAUCGAAUGGAAUUGUAUGAAAUAUUAUUGGAAUAUUUUCCUGAUAAUAUGAAACAACCAAAACAAAAUUUAAUUGAACUAAUUCAAGUCCAGUAA